This is a messenger RNA of Oryza brachyantha (malo sina), 3533 nucleotides long. Its product is annotated as ABC transporter G family member 28-like. Gene Ontology annotation, molecular function: ATP binding; ATP hydrolysis activity; ABC-type transporter activity. The record is from RefSeq and is a predicted model, not a curated record. NCBI's taxonomy places the organism in Eukaryota, Viridiplantae, Streptophyta, Magnoliopsida, Poales, Poaceae. The transcript has 13 exons. The coding region runs from base 2 to 3277 and encodes 1091 amino acids.
CAUGGUGGCGCGCACGCUCGUCCUCCUCCUCCUCCUCCUCUUGAUGUUUCUCGCCCCCGCCGCGGCCAUAGAUGUGCGCCGGCGCCGCUCCCUCGCCGACGAGGGCAACGGCGAUGUCGCCUCCCUCGCCGCCGGGAGCCCCCUCGUCACCGGAGUCAUGAACCAACGCCUCAAGUCCCUCACGGACGCGUUUGCUCAGCAGGUGGGCAAGGAGCUCCAUUACUGCAUCAAGGAUACAGACGACGAGUGGAACACCGCCUUCAAUUUCUCCUCUGAUCCCGCCUUCCUCUCCAACUGCAUGCAGGCCACCGACGGAGACCUACCGCAGCGUGUGUGCACGGCCGCUGAGAUGAAGUUCUACUUCGAGAGCUUCCUGGACAGCAAUGGGAGAAAGAACUACGUGAGGCCCAACAAGAACUGCAACCUCACAUCGUGGAUGGAUGGCUGUGAGGCUGGGUGGGCAUGCAGUGCAGGCAGCGACCAGAAGGUCGACAUGCAGGAUGCCGUUAACUUCCCUUCCAGAACACUUAAUUGCCAGGGCUGCUGCGCUGGAUUCUUUUGCCCUCAUGGCCUCACUUGCAUGAUACCAUGCCCUUUGGGAGCAUACUGUCCAGAAUCCACCUUAAACAAAACAACUGGAGUCUGUGAUCCAUACAACUAUCAGCCACCUCCUGGGAAACCGAAUCAUACUUGUGGUGGUGCUGAUAGAUGGGCAGAUGUUGUGAGCACUGACGAUGUUUUCUGUCCAGCCGGCUUCUACUGUCCAAGCACUACAAAGAAACUCUCUUGUAGUAGUGGUUUCUAUUGCAGGAAGGGAUCAACUUCCCAAACCAAAUGCUUCCACAAGGGCAGUUGUAAACCAAACUCUGCAAAUCAGGACAUCACAAUAUUUGGUGCACUGCUUGUGGGUGCCCUGAGCUUAGUGCUGCUGAUCAUCUACAACUUCUCAGGGCAACUCCUGACCAACCGAGAGAAGAAGCAAGCGAAAUCUCGGGAGGCCGCCGCAAGACACGCGAAAGAGACCUUCAUUGCUCGCGAGAGGUGGAAGUCGGCUAAAGACGUCGCCAAGAAGCACGCCGCCGGCCUGCAGUCAUCGCUGUCCCGCACAUUCUCGCGCAAGAAGACGCUCAAGACGCACGAUCCUGCGUCCAAGGGCGCAGCGGCGGCAGCGGCUGAAACCGAUGCCGGUGCCGGUGCAUCGAGAGAACCUCCAGGAGAGAAGAAGAGCAAUCUCACUGACAUGAUGCGAUCGCUCGAAGAGAAUCCAGAGAAGGGAGAAGGGUUCAACGUGGAGAUAGGAGAGAAGAAGAAAACCAAAGGGAGGCAUGCUCACACCCAGAGCCAGAUCUUCAAGUACGCGUAUGGGCAGAUCGAGAAGGAGAAGGCGAUGGAGCAGCAGAACAAGAACCUGACCUUCUCAGGCUUGAUAUCCAUGGCCACCGACGAGGAUGUCAAGACGAGGCCUAGAAUCGAGAUUGCUUUCAAAGACCUUACCCUGACCUUGAAGGGGAGCAAGAAGAAACUGUUGCGGUCUGUGACUGGAAAGCUUAUGCCUGGUCGGGUAGCUGCUGUGAUGGGUCCAUCCGGCGCAGGAAAGACCACGUUCUUGAGUGCAAUCGCCGGCAAGGCAACUGGGUGCGAGACGACAGGUAUGAUACUCAUAAAUGGCAAAAUGGAACCCAUCCGUGCAUACAAGAAAAUCAUCGGCUUUGUCCCACAAGAUGACAUUGUCCAUGGGAACUUGACUGUUCAGGAGAAUCUCUGGUUUAACGCACGAUGCAGGCUUUCUGCUGACAUGUCGAAAGCUGACAAGGUCCUUGUUGUGGAAAGAGUCAUCGAGGCUUUGGGACUGCAAGCAGUUCGUGAUUCUUUGGUUGGGACCGUCGAACAGCGCGGCAUCUCUGGUGGCCAGCGUAAACGAGUAAAUGUUGGGCUAGAAAUGGUCAUGGAACCCUCGGUGCUGAUUCUAGAUGAGCCAACAUCUGGUUUGGACAGUGCCUCGUCCCUGCUACUGCUUCGUGCACUACGCCGGGAAGCUCUUGAAGGUGUCAACAUCUCCAUGGUGGUUCAUCAGCCCAGCUAUACGUUGUAUAAGAUGUUCGAUGAUCUGAUACUUCUCGCAAAGGGUGGUCUGACGGUUUACCAUGGACCUGUGAAGAAAGUGGAAGAAUACUUCACAGGACUGGGGAUCGUUGUCCCUGACCGCGUGAACCCUCCGGACUACUACAUCGACAUCCUGGAGGGGAUCGUGAAGCCAAACUCAAACGUCGCGGUUAACGCCAAGGACCUCCCCCUGCGAUGGAUGCUGCACAAUGGGUACGAGGUUCCACGGGACAUGCUGCAGAGCGGCUCCGAUACAGAAUCGUCGUUCAGGGGAGGCGGCGACCAUGCCCCCGGCGGCGGCGACUCCGGCCAGUCCAUCGCCGGCGAAGUGUGGGGCAAUGUCAGGGACAUUGUCGGGCAGAAGAAGGAUGAGUAUGACUACAACAAAUCCUCUGAAAAUCUGUCGAAUCGAUGCACUCCUGGCAUCCUCAGGCAGUACAAGUACUACCUGGGGAGAUGUGGCAAGCAGAGGCUCCGUGAAGCUAGAAUACAAGGAGUUGACUAUCUAAUACUGGGGCUUGCUGGUAUCUGUCUCGGGACCUUAGCUAAAGUGAGCGAUGAGACGUUUGGGGCACUCGGUUACACAUACACUGUCAUUGCCGUAUCUUUGUUGUGCAAAAUUGGAGCACUGAGAUCGUUCUCGCUGGAGAAGAUUCACUACUGGAGGGAGAGAGCAUCCGGAAUGAGCUCGCUAGCAUACUUCAUGUCCAAAGACACGAUAGACCACUUCAACACGAUCGUCAAGCCCAUGGUCUACCUGUCCAUGUUCUACUUCUUCAACAACCCGAGGUCUUCGAUCUGGGAGAACUACGUCGUUCUCGUGGCGCUGGUCUACUGCGUGACAGGAAUCGGCUACACAUUCGCCAUCUUCUUCCAGCCAGGAUCUGCGCAGCUGUGGUCAGCGCUGCUCCCGGUGGUGCUGACGCUGAUAGCGACGCAGCAGAAGGACACCUUCUUCGCGAACCUGUGCUACACGAAGUGGGCGCUGGAAGGGUUCGUGAUCGCGAACGCGCAGCGGUACUCGGGCGUGUGGCUGAUCACGCGGUGCGGGUCGCUGAUCAAGAACGGGUACGACAUCAACGACAGGAUCCUGUGCAUCGUCGUCCUCGCCGCCAACGGGGUGCUCUUCCGCUGCGUCGCCUUCUUCUGCAUGGUCAUCUUCCAGAAGCACUGACACUGAGUACUGUACUAAUUAACUCCUAGAUCAAAAUUAAGAAUAUGCAUAUGUAUAGAUGGAUCAAUUAGGAUGCCCAUCGAUCCAAUGUAUACUUGUAUACGUAUCACAGGUGUUUAUUUGUUGUGUUGAGUUAACGAGAAAAAAAGAGAGAGAGAAUAUUGGUUCCUUUUGUACUAACUUGUAACUUCCACUCUAGUAAUUAAGGCUGUGCUUGUGUCGAUCGGCAUUUUCUUGACGUACUAACUUACUGUUG